UGGGGAUAGCGCCCCAAUGUAAUGCUGUGGCGGCCAGGGUUGGGGAGUGGGGUACGAAGUGGAAGGGGGGCGGGUAGCAGCAAAGGCUUUGCAACCUCCAUAGGAGGACACAAUGCAGACUAGGCUUAGCGUAGCAGCGCUUGGGCCAGAUACCUAGGAGUAAACAGAGCUGUGGAGUCAAGAGUACGUGGUACCAAACAGGCAACUUCUUUGGAGCAAUGGGAGCAUCCAGCCAGGCCCCUGAACUGUGAGAACAGAAUGCGCAUCGGGUCUGAAGAGGAGCCAAUCUCUAGCCCCGGGCAUAGCAGGGAAAGAAGCCAGCAGGUGGACUGCCGUAGCUCCUGGGACUGGCAUCGAGGUGUUGGGUUGGCAUCGGAAAUGGGAAGCCUGAGGAGGGAAGACUGAUAGUACUUUAGCAUAGCCUCGGGGUCCAGUAUUGGAGUCCUUGAAGGGAGAAGCUUGGUCUGUAAGGGAGCCUGGGUGUGUGCAGCGCUUAGUCAGCUACACCCUGCUCUGCCCCCUCCCUCGCCUGCUCUCACUACCCCCCUCCCCCCAUCUCCGACCCCCUUGCUCGGAUUGCCAGUUGAGGACUGUUCUCCGUUUGGAGAGUCUCUGGGAAGAGGGGUCUGCAGAGCCUGGAGCCCCACAGUGACCACGUGAUCCUGGGAACUUGGAUUUGGGGGCACCAGGUACGAGGGGGUUCGUGUCCUCUUUCUCUUCGGCCCCCUGGAACAGAGCCUGGGAUAGCCAUCUCCUUUGUGUGUGUUUCUCUCUCUGGCUCUUUUUGGAAGCAAGUUCGAACAAUGAUCACAGUCAAUUCGGAUGGGAAAAUAAUGGUCAGAAGAUGUCUGGUCACCUUGAGACCCUUUAGGCUAUUUGUUCUGGGAAUCGGUUUCUUCACACUCUGCUUCCUGAUGACAUCCCUGGGAGGCCAGUUCUCUGCCAGACGUUUGGGGGAUUCACCUUUUACAGUCCACACUGAAGUUAUUGGUGCACUGGAGUCUCGAGUUGUCCUACGUAAGAUGAGUGACCUAUUGGAGUUGAUGGUAAAGCGCAUGGACACAAUGGUGCGUUUGGAGAAUGGCAGUGACUUGCAUAGGGGUGAUGAGGGACAUGCUGUGGACAGGUUCUCACCAGGUGCCAAGCUGAUGGAAAAGAUCCAGGCCAUUGCACAGAAUGUCUCUGAUAUUGCCAUGAAGGUGGAUCAAAUCCUGCACAACAGUGUCCUGCACAACAAGGUGUCUGAAGGCCAGCGGGAUCAAUGUGAGGUGCCCAAUGACCCUAAAUAUCCAGACUGCUCUGGUAAGGUAGAGUGGAUGCAUGCUCGUUGGACCUCUGAUCCCUGUUAUGCCUUCUUUGGUGUGGAUGGCACUGAGUGCUCUUUCCUAAUCUACCUCAGUGAAGUUGAGUGGUUCUGUCCCCCAAUGCCUUGGAGAAAUCAAACAGCAGUGUUUCCUCCCCCUAAGUCCCUCCCCAAAGGCCAGGCAGCUUUUAGGAGCAACCUCUCCCACCUCUUGGAGCUGAUUGGAAGUGGGAAGGAGUCACUGAUCUUCAUGAAGAGGAGGAUCAAACAAUUGGAAGCUCACUGGGCUCCGGCAGCAAGGCGCCUAGAAGCAAAGCUAAAGGGAGCCAGGAGAGAUCAGAAGCAGAUCCUUAUCCAUAUUGGUUUCCUGACAGAGGAAUCUGGGGAUGUGUUCAGCCCAAGGGUACUAAAAGGGGGGCCCUUGGGUGAGAUGGUACAAUGGGCAGACAUCCUAGCUGUCCUCUUUAUCCUGGGGCAUAACCUGAAGAUCACUGUGUCCUUGAAAGAGUUGCAGAGUAAUUUAGGGGUACCGCCAGGCCGGGGAAACUGUCCACUCACAGUGCCCCUACCAUUUGACCUCAUCUAUACUGACUACCAUGGCCUGCAGCAAAUGAAACAGCAUAUGGGACUCUCCUUCAAGAAAUACAGGUGUCGAUUCCGUGUCAUUGACACCUUUGGGACAGAACCUGCAUACAACCAUGAGGAGUAUGCCACUCUGCAUGGUUACCGAACUAACUGGGGUUACUGGAACUUCAACCCAAAGCAGUUCAUGACGAUGUUCCCUCACACACCGGACAACUCCUUCAUGGGCUUUGUGUCAGAGGAGCUCAAUUCAACAGAGAAGCAAUUCAUAAAGAACAACAAAGACAGCAAUAUGGCUGUGGUGUAUGGCAAGGAAGCCAGCAUCUGGAAGGGCAAGGAGAAGUUUCUACGGAUCUUGAAUAAGUACAUGGAGAUCCAUGGCACUGUGUACUAUGAGACCCAGCGGCCACCAGAGGUCCCUGCCUUCGUGAAGAACCAUGGGCUUCUACCACAACAGGAAUUCCAACAACUGUUGCGCAAAGCCAAGCUCUUCAUCGGGUUUGGAUUCCCCUAUGAAGGCCCUGCUCCCCUAGAGGCCAUUGCCAAUGGCUGUGUCUUCCUGCAGUCCCGCUUUAGUCCGCCUCAUAGCUCCCUCAACCAUGAAUUCUUUCGAGGAAAACCCACUUCCCGAGAGGUGUUUUCUCAACAUCCCUAUGCUGAGAACUUCAUUGGUAAGCCACACGUUUGGACAGUUGACUACAACAACUCAGAAGAGUUUGAAGCUGCCAUCAAGGCCAUCAUGAGGAUUCAGGUAGAUCCCUAUCUGCCCUAUGAAUACACCUGCGAAGGGAUGCUUGAGAGGAUCUAUGCCUACAUCCAACAUCAGGAUUUUUGUAUAACCACAGAAUCUUCCCCACUGGUGGCAUCACCACAACCUGCUCGAGCCCUCUCUGCCCUGGCACCCAAUGCCCCACACCUGGUUUGGCCCCAUAAUGCCAGCCUGGGCUCAGAAGCCUGGCCUCCUGUGCACUCAUUUCAGGGCUGGCUGGCAGAGACCGGAAGGACAUGCACGGAUGCCUGCUUGGACAGGGGCCUCAUAUGUGAGCCCUCCUUCUUCUUCUUCCUCAACACCCAGGAUGCUUUCUUGAAGUUGAAUGUCAGUUGUGAUCGAACUGAGUCAGAAAUGAAUCAUCUGUACCCGGCCUUUGCCCAGCUAGGUCGAGAGUGCUACCUUCAGAAAGAGCCCAUACUCUAUAGCUGUGCUGGCUCCAACACCAAAUACCACCGACUUUGCCCGUGCCGAGACUUCCAAAAGGGACAAGUGGCCUUGUGCCAGGACUGCUUGUGAUAUCUUCAGGUCGAACCAGGAGUGGGGACUGCUGAUGGCCUCCUUUGUGCCAACCUUCCUCUCUAUAUCCUCCUCUUCAUCGCCAUCCCGCCUCCCACCUUCUCUGAGAACUAUUGGGUUAUGCUGGCUACACUGUCCCAUCCCCAGGAGAAGCACCAGCAGUUUCAGUUCUCUGUGGCCCAACCUCCUGGACUUCAGACUGGGACAUUCCUAGUGGUGGGAAUUGGGUUCUACUUCCAAUGCAGGAAAGUAGUCCUAGCAGAGUAACAACCUCCCUAGAGGAAAGAGAGGAAGGACGAAUCUCAUAUGUUCUGUCUCCAGCUCUAGGCUCAUGAGUCUGAUCCCUGAAAGGCCUGGAUACCUGAAGGGAUAAGAGAUGAGUUAAAAGUCCCCUAAGGAAAAGCAGCCCAAACCUAGAGAUCCCCCUAUGGCUUCAUCUUCUACACUGGCCAAGAGGGAAGAUUUUAAGCAUGCCACCUUGGGCCCAUGGCAAGAGCCUUUAAUGUGUAAAUGAAUGGGAGCAGGGAAAGAGGCUACUUUGUAGAUUGUUACAGAGAUCAAGAGAACUGUGGCCUAGGAAAAGGGCCUUGUUAGCCCUCUCUGACUUGAUACACAUAAGGAAAUUGAACUUUAAUGCUGGUUGCCUUUGGGCAUCCUCCUCCUUUAUUUAUGGAACUUGCAUGUUCUAGUCCUCUGCAGGCAUGGUCAGAGUGGGAGACUUAGAUGGGGGCGAGGGGUGGGGGGUGCCUGGUAGUCUUUGGUGCUGCCUCUGUUCUCUUGCCUUCUUUUCUCUGUGGCUCUUCACUGAACAUCCUGAACAUCCAUAGUAGCCAAACAGCUCUCAGGGCCCCAGCACAAUCCACUCCCAAGUAGCAGGGACUGGCAUUGGGGGUGUGAGGACUAAUAUUCAGUUCUUGGGAGCUCAUCCUUCCACCUUGUAAUUUCAAAUUCCCUCUUCUGGGGCUGGGAUUGAAAUCUAUUUAAUUUCCCUGACCCAGAGGCAGUAAGUUUAGCUCUAAAUCAGAAAUAAACUGGCCACAGCCCAUGGUGCAAAGUCAGUGACCCUGCUAUGCAAGGGCCAGGACUAGUAAACCAGAUGGGAUGACUUUCUCCAAGUCUUCCAGGCAAAUCCCUAAGAUUUCCAAGUCAUUCUGUUGGCAGAAUUGCAAAGGGCUCAAGCUACUGUAGCUUCCCUCUCUCUGUUCCUUACCUUCAUUUAAGAGAAAUGCAGUUUUCCAGAAAUUAUUCCAUGGCUCUGAAAAAAAAAAAGCCCUACCCUGGAGGUAAAGCUUCAGAGCUCACUCAUCACCUCAUCACUGCUUGCUUACACAGAGGUUGGGUAUGGGCAUCUGGCACCAGCUACAUUCGUGUUUUGCCAACCUUUAAGUAUCACAUGAAUAUCAGCUAUUCUUAUUAUUGUCAUUAUUAUUAUUACAGAUGCUGAAUAAAGUUACCCUUCCACUCCAAAGGGGAAAACUCCCCAUCCCUGACCCAGCAGAAACUGUACCUCCUGCCUCCAGAUUCCCCAAGCCUGUGGCCAACUCUUAAGAUUAAUCUUAUGCAGCAUGUCCUAGGCCCCAAUCCCUGGGGAUUCCCUAUCCUAAUUCCCUUUCACUAUCAUUUCUUUGACCUUACAAAUAGAUUAGCCAAGCCCAGAGCCUUUCUGGCUUAGAAAGAUCUGGGUAUCCAGGUACACUGCCACGUUCCCCCUUCUCUGGAUGAUUACAUGACCCUCCUAGGGUUGCCUGCUGCCCUGGGAGACAACCAAGUGCUACCACUCCCCUUGAGAGUGAGGGUAUAGAAAAACCUGCUACUGGAGGUUGGAGCAGCAUUCUGGGAUAUGGUUUUAGGUUCCUAGCUCAAGGAAGGUACCCUGAUUCUGAUGGAGUGGGUACUUAGCCUGUUCAAAAACUGGGGGACAAGUUGGAAAAUCUUUAGGGCUAGAAAUAUGACAGCAAGGGUCUGACUCUGGGAUAUGGGGGGGGAGCAAUAAAGAAACUUUUUCUUCCUUGCCUCCCUCUCUUCUGUCUUCAUCUCUUCCUCCUUUUCCUUCCUCCCUCCCUCCCUUUCUCUCUUUGUAAAGAAUUUAUUUCAUGAAAUAAUAAAUAUUUUAUUGGGAUGUCAGACACAAA
This is a messenger RNA of Monodelphis domestica (gray short-tailed opossum), 5305 nucleotides long. RefSeq names its product alpha-1,6-mannosylglycoprotein 6-beta-N-acetylglucosaminyltransferase B (gene MGAT5B). Lineage: Eukaryota; Metazoa; Chordata; Mammalia; Didelphimorphia; Didelphidae. Gene Ontology annotation, molecular function: alpha-1,6-mannosylglycoprotein 6-beta-N-acetylglucosaminyltransferase activity. The record is from RefSeq and is a predicted model, not a curated record. Gene Ontology annotation, biological process: protein N-linked glycosylation. Gene Ontology annotation, cellular component: Golgi apparatus.